AUGAACUUUGUGAAUGCCUUCCAUGCAAACGCUGUUCAACUAGAGCGCAUCAACAGAUCUUUCAUGGCCUUGAUCCCCAAGAAACCAGGUGCAACAGCAGUUGACGCUUUCCGUCCAAUUUGCCUGCAAAACUGUACUGUCAAGAUAGUGGGAAAAUGUUUGACAAUGAGGCUGCAGAAGGAAAUCGAAAAUCUAAUUGAUCUGAAUCAGACGGGCUUCCUCCAUGCCCGGUCAAUCUCAGAGACCUUUGUCUUUGCGGCUGAGGUAGUGCAGACCUGCUGCACAAGAAAGACCCCGACUCUUGUGCUGAAGCUAGAUUUUGCUAAGGCCUUCGACACUGUCAAUUGGAAUGCUUUGGACCAAAUCUUGGAGGCAAAAGGAUUCAGUGGUUUGUGGAGACAUUGGAUGCGCAAUCUCCUUGGUUCCUCAAAGUCAGCUGUCCUCUUGAACGGUGUGCCUGGCCCUUGGAUCAACUGCAAACCUGGCCUUCGUCAGGGAGACCCUCUUUCACCUUACCUCUUCCUUCUGGUGGCUGAUACCUUGCAAGCGCCGAUCAAGAGCAAGCCUAACUUGAUUCACCACCUAAUUGCUCCCAACAUCGGGUGUGUGACACUACGGUAUGCAGAUGAUACCCUCAUCGUCAUGAGAGGAGAGCCACAGGAUCUAUGCAACUCUCUGUCCAGCAGCUGGAAUGUCGUGUGGAAUCCUUUCCACAGAACUAUCUGGGACUUCCUCUUUUCGGCCUCCAAGCUCCCGGUGGCGGCCUUCAAUCCGUACAUUGCCAGAACGGACGCCUUCCUCUCCUCCUGGCAAGCUUCCCUGCUGAAUAAAAUGGGAAGAGUGGUUAUGAUCAACUCCGUGCUCGACAGUCAGCUUGUUUACGCCAUAUCUGCCCUUUGUGUUCCACCGACCACAAUAAUGGAGAUUGACAAAAGACGCCGAGCCUUCCUAUGGGCUGGCGAAGCUAACAUUUCUUCGGCCAAAUGCCUGGUUGCCUGGGAAAAGUGCUACACCACCAAAGAUCUUGGUGGGCUGGGGAUCAAGGACUUUGCCACUCAGAAUAUCUGCCUCCUCCUCAAGCUUAUUCACAAGCUACAUUGCUCACAGAACUCUGCAUGGGAGGCUUGGGUGCGGGCAAAUACCAAUUUCGCAACUCUACAAGGUCAUCUGCAGGGGAACCGCUGGGAGACACUGCGCUCGAUUCUGCCCCUAUACAAAGCCCUCACUACGGUUGAGAUUAAGGAUGGGGCGGCCACAUCUUUCUGGAAUGACGUCUGGUACAUGGAUGAAGCCUUAGCUGACAAACUACCAGCGCUUUACAGCCAUUGCACAAAGAAAGAUGCUUCAGUCAGGGAUGUGAUCCUCUCUCAACUCAAUGAUGCUUUUGUUCCAAGGCUAACCUCUCAGGCGUCUUCACAAUUGCAACAGCUGCAAGAAAUUGUGGCACAGACUACUCUGGAGACAGGAAAUAACAUAAGAAAAUCUCAAUUCGACUGUGGCAAUGGAAGACUAGACUCAACUUCGAUCUACAAGCUCCUCAAGGCCAAACAAAACCCAGUUGAUCCCAUGUCAGACUUCAUUUGGGGGAAGUGCUCUCCUCCAAGAGUUCAAUUCUUCAUGUGGCUCGCAUCAAAGGGAAGAUUACAGUGCCGGGCAAACCUAUUCAAGAAAAGAAUUGUCACAACCCCAGCCUGUGAAGUAUGUCAAGGGACGGAGGAAACGACGGACCACAUCCUGCUGCACUGCCCUUUUGCCAGAGGUUUCUGGAAUGCUUUGGGGCUCCUAAUCGACGAUGGCUUGACUGUCCACGGUAUGCAAUCCCUGCCGAGGAUCCAAAACAUCCCGGCCAAGCAGUUCAGCAGCUUCCUAGCCCUGUGCUGCUGGCAACUAUGGAAGCGGCGCAAUGCUCUCAUCUUCCGCAAUGAAAACCUUCCCCUUCGCCAAGUGCUGCACGCCUAUGCCUUGGAUGCAGCUGCCUGGCGCCCUCGGUCCAAGAAAAAGGAAAAGGAGAUCAACACUGCCUGGUGUUCUUAUCUCCAAUCAAUGCUAAACCAGAAUCACUAG
Messenger RNA from Sorghum bicolor (sorghum), 2064 nucleotides. RefSeq lists its product as uncharacterized. Bases 1 to 2064 code for a protein of 687 amino acids. The transcript has 2 exons. The record is from RefSeq and is a predicted model, not a curated record. NCBI's taxonomy places the organism in Eukaryota, Viridiplantae, Streptophyta, Magnoliopsida, Poales, Poaceae.